AGUCUCAAUUGCGGAUUUCACGGUGCAACUCCUCACUAAUUUGGUUCAUAUUGUGUGCCAAAACGAUCUUGUUAAAAUACCUACAAUUGUGCAAUUUGGAUGGGUGGAAGAGUUCAUUAACUUCCAAAGUUAAAAUUCGUCGCGAGGGGAGGAGGAGGUUCAAAGAAGAAGAAAUUGGGUCUUGAUAAGAAAUUGGCGAGGAAAUAAAGAAAAAAAAAUGAAAGUAGACCGUGUGACACUCGUGUGGCUUUUUCUCUCACUGACCUGGAUUUACUCAGCAAGUGGGAUCUACCUGCAGAAUGUCACAAAGCGUCCAGAUCGUCGUCAUGAUUCUGUAACUUCCUGGACAGACGCCGUGGAUGAGCAGGAUGGGCUGUGGACGACCCUACUGACUGAUUGGACUGUUAGGGAUGAUACGAAGGAUGUGCACCGUGAUGGAAGAGUCCUUCAGGUCACCAGGAGGUACAUCCCCACGUCGGGAUUCUUUGUAACACGACGUGCAGGGGAGGAUCUCGAAUUGGAGCCACAUCGUCGACCUCCGGGGAAGAUUUUGGAUUUUUCAGCAACCCCCGUGAAGGAGGGUGGAGGACACACCCAGAGGGAAGUCUCCGAAACUGAUCUCUAUCUCUUGGGGGCAAUAGAGAAGCUUGUCUACCGUGUUGACUACAUGGAGAAGCGUCUCCGGAGAACAGAACAAAUGCUCUUCUACAUGAUGCAGGGCAAUAACCAGAGAGAAGCAGAACUCUGUCCGGAGAAUUUUACAAGAGCCGGUGGCAAUUGCUACCACUUUGGGGUGAAUAGAGAGAUAAAUUGGAAGGCUGCAAAUAGUUUUUGCAAAUCAAUGGGAGCCCAUUUGGCGGAAUUUGAAACAUCCGGCGAGUACAAAGAUGUCGCGGGAUUCCUAAUGAAUCAUCAAACAUUUAAAGGGAAAGAUUUCUGGCUCGGUGGUCUCAAUCCUGGGCUUUUGUGGAUUUGGUCACACUCAGCACGACCCAUAAAUCCAGACACAAAUCUCGCGGACGUGGUCAAUGGCACCACCACAGUGCCCACAAAGAAACCCCCAAAGAAGCCCCAGUUGAGUCAAACGGAUGAGAAAUUGUUGAAUAUUGCGGGGUCAGGGAGAUGCUUGAGACUUACCUUUGAUGCCAGUGCACACAAUUACACCUACUACGGCCAGGAUUGCUCAUCGCGUCAGAAUUAUAUUUGCGAAUUUGUUGAUCGGAGUCUGGAAAAUGAAAUAUCACGGAUUUCACGGGAACUUUUGGCGAAAAAAUAGUUAUUUGUAUUCUUAUUUGUUUCAUAUAUUUAUAAAUUAUGCAAUUUAUCA
Molecule: messenger RNA, 1327 nt
Organism: Lutzomyia longipalpis
Lineage: Eukaryota; Metazoa; Arthropoda; Insecta; Diptera; Psychodidae
Exons: 2
Coding region: 218-1276 (352 amino acids)
Biological process (GO): biological process involved in interspecies interaction between organisms
Cellular component (GO): external side of plasma membrane
Molecular function (GO): carbohydrate binding
Source: RefSeq, a predicted model, not a curated record